GGCGGCUGAGUUUAGAACGUUUGCGAGACCUGGUGGUACGAGGAGGUUCCUGCUUCAACAGUGAUUGGACGGAACCCACCCAUCCUGCUUGGGCCCUACCGACUUCUCGGCAUUCACCCAGUAGCACCACCGCCGCCGCGCUGCCAUGGCUUCCUCCCCUUCUCAGGUGCGCCAGAACUACCAUCAGGAUUGCGAAGCAGCCAUCAAUCGGCAGAUCAACCUGGAGCUGUACGCUUCUUACGUGUACCUCAGCAUGUCUUACUAUUUUGACCGCGAUGAUGUGGCUCUGAAGAACUUUGCCAAGUACUUCUUGCACCAAUCCCACGAGGAGCGUGAGCAUGCGGAAAAACUCAUGAAGCUGCAGAACAAGAGAGGUGGACGCAUCUUCUUACACGAUAUCAAGAAACCAGAUCGUGAUGACUGGGAGAAUGGACUGACAGCAAUGGAGUGUGCUUUGCACUUGGAAAAGAAUGUGAACCAGUCACUACUGGAUCUACACAAACUAGCAACUGACAAAAAUGACCCUCAUUUAUGUGACUUCAUUGAAACUCAUUACUUGGAUGAGCAAGUUAAAUCCAUCAAAGAGCUGGGUGACCACGUGACCAACUUGCGCAAGAUGGGAGCACCAAAGUCUGGGAUGGCAGAGUAUCUCUUUGACAAGCACACUCUGGGAGAAAGUGACAGUGAGAACUAAAAACCUUCCAUGAAUGCCACAAUGGGACUCUUAUCUUCAGUUGUGCAUGCUUCUUUGGUUUAUCCCUAAUAUUUCCAUAAUUGUAUAAAAUCUACUGUUCUUAUGUGUUAUAUCUCAUGCCCAAUAAAGUGACCAGGUUCUAAUUA
Molecule: messenger RNA, 840 nt
Organism: Candoia aspera
Lineage: Eukaryota; Metazoa; Chordata; Lepidosauria; Squamata; Candoiidae
Product: ferritin heavy chain
Exons: 4
Coding region: 146-694 (182 amino acids)
Biological process (GO): intracellular iron ion homeostasis; iron ion transport
Cellular component (GO): cytoplasm
Molecular function (GO): ferric iron binding; ferrous iron binding
Source: RefSeq, a predicted model, not a curated record